Molecule: messenger RNA, 1670 nt
Organism: Mandrillus leucophaeus (drill)
Lineage: Eukaryota; Metazoa; Chordata; Mammalia; Primates; Cercopithecidae
Gene: TMOD1
Product: tropomodulin 1
Exons: 10
Coding region: 130-1209 (359 amino acids)
Biological process (GO): muscle contraction; pointed-end actin filament capping; myofibril assembly
Cellular component (GO): striated muscle thin filament; myofibril
Molecular function (GO): tropomyosin binding
Source: RefSeq, a predicted model, not a curated record
ACGAUCGCUGUUAAAGCUUGCGACUCAGAGCCCACCUGGCCGCGCUGCUGGGAGACUGAGGGAGCGGCGCUUCAAUCAGAGGUAUUAAUCAGCACAGAAACUCAGGAGACACAGACAAGUUCUUCCACAAUGUCGUACAGACGAGAGCUAGAGAAAUACCGUGACCUGGAUGAAGAUGAAAUCCUUGGAGCCCUCACAGAGGAAGAGCUCAGGACUCUGGAAAAUGAGCUGGAUGAGCUGGACCCUGAUAAUGCACUGCUGCCUGCAGGCCUGAGGCAGAAGGAUCAGACCACCAAGGCGCCCACGGGCCCCUUUAAAAGAGAGGAGCUCUUGGAUCACUUGGAAAAGCAAGCAAAGGAGUUUAAGGACCGAGAAGAUCUGGUCCCCUACACAGGGGAGAAACGAGGAAAGGUCUGGGUUCCUAAGCAGAAGCCAAUGGAUCCUGUGCUGGAAAGUGUGACGCUGGAACCGGAGCUGGAGGAAGCCUUGGCAAACGCUUCGGAUGCAGAACUCUGUGACAUUGCAGCGAUCCUGGGCAUGCACACGCUCAUGAGCAACCAGCAGUACUACCAGGCCCUGAGCAGCAGCUCCAUCAUGAACAAGGAGGGGCUCAACAGCGUGAUUAAACCCACACAAUACAAGCCUGUGCCCGACGAAGAACCAAAUUCAACAGACGUAGAGGAAACGCUGGAAAGGAUAAAGAACAACGACCCAAAACUUGAAGAAGUUAACCUCAAUAAUAUCCGGAAUAUCCCCAUCCCCACCCUCAAGGCAUAUGCAGAAGCCCUGAAAGAAAACUCAUAUGUGAAGAAGUUCAGCAUCGUGGGGACGCGGAGUAAUGACCCCGUGGCGUAUGCCCUUGCUGAGAUGCUCAAGGAGAACAAGGUGUUGAAGACACUGAACGUGGAAUCCAACUUCAUUUCUGGAGCUGGGAUCCUACGCCUGGUGGAAGCCCUCCCAUACAACACUUCUCUGGUGGAACUGAAAAUUGACAACCAGAGCCAGCCCCUGGGCAACAAAGUGGAAAUGGAGAUCGUGAGCAUGUUGGAAAAAAACGCAACGCUUCUCAAAUUCGGCUACCACUUUACCCAGCAGGGACCCCGGCUUCGGGCAUCCAACGCAAUGAUGAACAACAAUGACCUUGUGAGGAAGAGGAGGCUUGCGGACCUGACUGGGCCCAUCAUUCCCAAGUGCCGGAGUGGUGUCUAGUGUGUGGCGGUGGAGACCAUGCCUUUGAACUGGACGUGUUCUAUUGAUGACUUGUACUCUGCAGGGGAAACCAGAAGGCAAAAUGCCGGCAGCACGAAACCCUUUUGUGGUUCAGUUCUUUAUGCACUAAGGUUUUAGGCUGACUAGUGGUUUAGUUGAAAAUUUUAUAAAAUAUCGUUAAUGUGAAGUUUUUCUUUAGUCACAGAAGUUGAGUCUGGUUAUUAUUUAAAAACUAGAAGCCCCCAAACCAGCAGAUCUUACUGAAGAUAAUGUUCCAGCAGCAGCGACUUAGCCCCAGGAGCCCAGUUUCGAUGGCCUUGCUGUGUGGUGUUUCAAGUGCAUUUAAAAUGUGUGACAGAAACAGCACACUCUUCCACAUGCUUUUGAAGUAUUAUAAAACACUUUAUUACAAAUUUGUCUUAGCUAUUAGCAAAUAAAAACAGAUUAUCAUUCUUUAUUAA